UAAUAAAAUUGGCGUCAUGAGUCACUUUAACUGCCGUGCAUGGGUAUAUGCAUCUCAAGAUUUCAGAGCUAGAGAUUUGUUGCUUCAAAUUUUAAAGCAGAUGCAAAUACCAGAUGGGUUGAGAAGGAAACUUGAAGGCAUGAGUGAGGAUGAAUUAAUAAAGGAGUUGUUCGAAUACUUGAAAGAAGAGAGGUACCUAAUAGUCAUGGACGAUAUUUGGACAACUGAGGAUUGGGAUAAGAUAAGAAAUGCAUUUCCUGAUAACUCCAAGGGAAGCAGAAUAUUGAUUACCAGUCGUAUAAAAAAAGUGGCAUUGCAUGUAAGCCAUACUCUUCCUUACGAUCUCCCAUUUCUUAACGAAGAGGACAGUUGGGAACUUUUUAAGAAAAAGGUGUUUCGAGGGAAAACAUGUCCUGUGGAAUUAGAAAUUCCGGGAAGACAAAUCGCAAAAGGUUGUCGAGGUUUACCCCUUUCAAUUGUAGUAUUAGCUGGCAUUUUAACAAACAAGGAGAAGUCAUUCCACAUAUGGUCGAAAUAUGUUGGUCAUGUAACAACUUUCCUUGCUCGUGAUGAUGAUAUAUGUCCAAAAAUACUAUUCUUGAGCUACACUGAUCUACCCAUGUUCUUGAAACCAUGCUUUUUGUAUUUUGGUAUAUUUCCAGAAGACAUUGAGAUCCCAGUAAGGCGAUUAAUGCAUCUGUGGGUAGCGGAGGGCUUCAUACAACACAAUGACGAUCGAAACAUCGAGGAUGUUGCUGAAGGCUACUUGGAGGAGCUCGUAGAUCGAAGUUUGAUCCAAGUGGCUAGUAGGAGAAUAGACAGAGGAAUAAAGACAUGCCGUAUCCAUGAUCUUCUGCGAGACCUCUGCAUAAAAGAAAGUGCGGAAGAGAAGUUUCUGGAGGUUCAAUCACGUAACAAUUUCUCCACAAACAAUUCCCGUAGACUAUCCAUCCUUGGUACUGAUGGCAGUAGUACUCGUGGAUACAUGUCUUCAAACCCCUCUAUCUCAAUAUAUGCCCGUUCUUUGUUCUACUUUGGCAAUGAUGGUUUUUCUGACGAAGAUGCCUGGACUUGGGUCCACAAAAACUUCAAAUUAGUUCGGGUGCUUAAUUUUGAGAUUCUGCGAAUCCCAGCCAUGCCCAAAAGCUUAGCAAAAUUGAUCCAUUUGAGGUACUUGAGGAUGGAAUUCAGUAAUUCUCUGAGUGUUUUUCCAGAUUGCAUUGGCAACCUUACGAAUCUUGAGACCCUUUACGUAAAGGGCUCUCUUACAGACAGAUCUUGUUUGCCGAACGGGAUAUUUAGGCUAAAACGUUUAAGGAAUCUGUACCUGUCCGAUAGAUUGCCGUUACCUUUCAUCAGAAAAAAAAGAUUGUCGUCACCUUGGGAUUCGAAGGAAGCUCUAGGGAAGCUCGAAGUCCUUUCCAUAGCAUUUCUUCUGUAUGAUCGUCAAAAGAAAAGUUUCCCGGUCGUACUGGGCAAGUUUCCUAAUGUUAGGAAAUUAAAAAUACAAUUUGAGUGGUGUUCAUUUGACUUCGUGUGGCAGGCCCCCAAUGUAUUUCCAUGCCUCCGCUAUUUAAAUCAUCUUGAAAUCUUGAGAAUUGAGGAUUGUUGCAUGCUUCCUCCCGAUCCGAAUUUAUUUCCAUCGACAAUCACCAAGCUAACCUUAAAGAGUGUUGAGUUAGAAGUCGGCGGCGGCCUGACAAUGCUGGGAAAGCUUCCCCAGCUUCGGAUACUGAAACUAGAAGGUAGAGGUUAUAAGCCAAAUCGUGCCUUAGAAACUCAGCAUGAUAUUAGUAUCCGCGUCAUUGCUGAUUCGUUUCCUCAACUCCACGUCCUCAAAUUGAAUCAAAUGAAAAUUAAAGAAUGGAAACAGGAGACAGGUGCAAUGCCAAGCCUUAUACGUUUGAUUAUCAUCGAGUGCAAUGAAUUGAUUAGCCCACCGGAACUAUGGAGUUUGACCACUUUGCGAGAUGUGAAGGCGAUACGAAGUUCAGGCUGGGCAAGGAUGCUUCGGGAGUUGCAGAAGGAGGUUGGGUUUAAGCUACUGAUCCAACCUCCUAUACCUGACUGACUCAUUGACUUGGUGACAUCAUCCAGAUCGAGAGCCAGCAAUAUCAUGCCGGUAUUUCUCAUUCCCCUUUAAUCAGUUAGAUGAUGGAGAACCCGGCCUGCAUUAUGGUAUAUUCAUGUGGAUCGAGGAUAUAUAUAAUCAAGAUUAUGUUUGAGGAUCGAGUUUGAUCUCGAGUAAAUUAAUGAAGCGCUUGUGGGAUACUGAUGAACCAAAUGUGACCUUGGUAUUUGAUGUUUAUUUGGGCUUUCAUUAUAUAUAUGUCUGGAGUUUGAAGAUUUUACUUGGGGGUUGUAAUAUUUAUAUAUUUGACUUGAUGGUCGGUCCUAGACCACCACAUUUGAUGACCAUGUUUGACUUAUGUUAUGCUAUAAAUGUU
Molecule: messenger RNA, 2447 nt
Organism: Corylus avellana
Lineage: Eukaryota; Viridiplantae; Streptophyta; Magnoliopsida; Fagales; Betulaceae
Source: RefSeq, a predicted model, not a curated record